UGCCAAACAACAUCCCAAGGAAUAGCCUCCCCGCCUCACUCGCUGUGUCCGCACGCGCAGCCUAAAUGCCGGCUGCCUCAUCUUCCCAGCACCCGGCCCCAGCGCCCUCAUCGCCGGCCCUGAUUCCCAGCUCGUCCCCACCUGCCGCCACCUUGUCCUCGCCGCCCUCGUUGGCUCACGGCCACAGCCACAGCCACAACAGUGCCAACACCACCACCGCCAGCGCCAGCACCAGCCGGAGCAGCCGCCUGCUGGGCCUCAACUCAUAUCUCAAGAAGAAGAGCCUGACCCUGACGCGCGAUCACAACAACCACAACCACCACAGCAUCGACCACGCCAACCCCGCCCACCCCGUCGUCGUCAGGCCCCGACCCCAGAACGACCCGACACCGACACCACAACAAACGUCGCCCCAUCAUACCCACUCGCAAUCUGCGCAUCCAGGACAGUCCGGCGACGCCACUACCACCGCCGCCACCCACAACAGCAACAAUAACAACAGUCCCGCCGACGCUAGCACCGCCGACGCCGCGCCAAUUCACAUCAUCGCUCGCCGUCCCGUCGCCAGCCUCUUCCGGACCGUCAGCUCAUCGUCGCCUAAUUCUCGCGCAGUCGCCACCGCCACACCUUCGGCCACCUCAGCCUCCGGCUCGCCGUCCAUCUUCCCCGCGUCCUGGUCCCGGUCGCGUAGCACCAGCCCGUUGUCGUCUCAGGGGCCCGCCCCCGCGUCUGCUCUCCCGUCGCCUGACGCUGCCCUCUUCCCACACGCCCCGUCGCAGUCUGCGCCGACGCUCGCAGCCCAGCCGUCCGCCGCCGCUGCCACGCCGCAGCCGCCGCAGCCCCUCGCCCACGUACCCACUUCGCUCGAGAGCCUCGCCGUGGUAGAGCCGGACCGAGGCAUCGGCGCUGGCCCCAUGACCCGGACGCGCGCUGCUACCGCCUCCGAGGCGUCUGUCCUGGCCCAGGGCGGUGGGCCGGGCUCCGAAGCCAUGCCCUCGAUCCGCUUCUCGACCUUCUACGACCCCCGCGCCACCCGUCCGUCCCUCACCUUCAGCCCCGUUUCCAGGACCCUGCCCACCGGGACUGAGGUCAUCCGUGUCGGUCGUUAUUCCGAGCGCGAUGCCCAGCCCAACGUGCCUGUCAACGUGCCCUCGGCCGCUCCCGUCGGCUUCAAGUCCAAGGUCGUCAGUCGGAGACACUGCGAGUUCUGGCACGAGGGUGGAAAGUGGUACAUCAAGGACGUCAAGAGCUCGUCCGGCACCUUUCUCAACCACAUCAGGCUGAGUCCUCCUGGCACCGAAUCGAAACCGUUCCCCAUCAACGACGGCGACAUUGUCCAGCUUGGCAUCGACUUCAAAGGUGGCGAGGAGAUGAUCUUUCGAUGCGUUAAGAUGCGCCUGGAGCUGAACCGUGGGUGGCAGAGCAAGCUCAAUGCCUUCAACAUGAACACACACAAGAGGCUACGUAACAUGACCAAAUCUGGCGAUGGCAGCGCUUCGAGCCAGACCUCACAGGACUGCUCAAUAUGUCUCAACUCGAUCGCGCCCUGCCAGUGCUUGUUUGUAGCCCCUUGCUCCCACACGUGGCACUACAAGUGCAUCCGGAGCCUGCUCGCGUCCCCACAGUACCCCAUCUUCAUCUGUCCAAACUGCCGCGCCGCCGCCGACCUGGAAGCUGAAGUCGAAGACCCGGAGGAAUGGGAGCAAAUGGACUCAGACUUGGACGAGAGCGCUCUUGCCGGACACGAGGCCAAUGGGGAAGGAACAUUGACCGCUGCAGCCGCCAAUGCCAUCGCGAUGACAUCGGCGUCAGCGGCCCUGCCAGCUUCGGCGCCGGCGCCGGCCCCUCCGGCGGUGACUGUGGCUGAAACCGACGUGAGCGUGACUCCGGUUCCGCCUUCAUCGACGGACACGACAACUCCGUCAUCCCCACAAACGCAGCCCUCUCACGCAACUUCGACCCCGCUUCCGAUCCCUCGUAUGCCAUCGAGUGCCUCGUCUCGUCGCCUGGCUGCUCAGGGGGCCACGUCUGGUGUGACCUUGGACGCCGACCCCUCGCGGUCGGGCUCCGAGGAGCGCGAUACACGAACGCCGUCCCCGACACCCCACCCUCCCGCGCUGCUCAAUGCCGUCGAAGGGCCCAUCACGCCAAGGAACGACGCUGGGCCAUGGGUGUUUGACGGCAGCGGAGUCCGUAUGAGGGCGGGCCCACCUACGACAGCCGCAGCCAGCACCACGGUGGCCGGGGCGCCGGGACGCAAUGCAGCACCCCAGUUGACUAGUCUAGACGACAUCGCAAGGGCAUGAGGGUCGCUCUACAAAUCAAACUGAUUCGCUAUCAGAUCUACGUUUAAUGCGGAAGACGCCAAGCGGACGGUGGCCACACACAGCAAGGGAGAAGGUGCUUUUUUGCGGGCGCGUCUCGCUGGGGGAGUUUGGGUUAUGGUUUGCACCCUUGAGACUAGACGACCCGACCAGUUCCCCCGCAGCCUCGCCACAUAUGUACCCGCCAGCUAGCUGGAAAACAUGUUUCCCAGCAUUCCACUUUCUGGCGGAGCAUGGGCGUUUGUGCAUGCCGGGCCACGGCUGCUCAGGCCCGGCUGCCGUCGCCAACCUCGAUUGGGAUCUAUCGCUUGCCCCCUUGUUGUGUUGACCCUCUUGUUUAUCUCGUCCUAUUGUCUCCCCAUACCUCUUAGUUUCUUCCUCCCCGCGACAUAUUCCCUCCUGUGCGUCUCUAUUCUAUUGUCAUUAAUGGUGAGGUUGUUGACCACUCUCUUUCCUAGCCUCCUGAUUCCUGUCUGAAGCAUUUUUGAGAGGCUCCGGAGGUGGUGCCAGCGUUUCGACUGCUGUUUGGGAGGUCUGUUUUUGGACAGCUUUUGCAUCAUGGCGUUCUCGUUCCUUUUGCCUCUCUGUCUCUGAAUAUCUCUGUCUCUGCUACUAGUGAGCCCAACAAGCGCGUUUUUUCUUGCCUCGCCCGCCCGGUCCCGGGCCACGCUUUCGCAAGCUCACCAGCAUGGGCUGGCGCGCGCUCAUGUGUGGUGGUCGCUUGUGUGUCGUGCUGUCCAAAACCACCCGCCCGCCUCGUUGCUCACUACCGUCAAAAUUACCUAGGUAGUCUCGCUCAACGCGCUGCAGCCGCUCAUCCCCCUGCGUACACAGCAAGCUUUUGGAAAUCUGUCUCGUUUUUUUUUUUUGUGGUCGCCAUUGCAUAGUAAUGAUAAUCACUAGCGCACGUAGCAACAAAGCCAACAAAGCGCCUGCGUCGCAUUGAUUGGCUGCGGUGAUGCCCGGGAAGUCACGGGCAGGGUCCGUCCUUGGGACGGCAGGCCGAAUCAUCCUUUAUCCCUGACGGCCGCGUCUUGGUAGCUUAUCCUGGACAACGCAUCCGCGUCAUGGCCGGAGGACAAGAAAAAUAGAGAGAAAAAAAAAAAAGGCUUAACCAAA
Messenger RNA from Gaeumannomyces tritici R3-111a-1, 3443 nucleotides. Its product is annotated as RING finger protein. The record is from RefSeq and is a predicted model, not a curated record. NCBI's taxonomy places the organism in Eukaryota, Fungi, Ascomycota, Sordariomycetes, Magnaporthales, Magnaporthaceae. Gene Ontology annotation, biological process: mitotic spindle assembly checkpoint signaling; negative regulation of septation initiation signaling; ubiquitin-dependent protein catabolic process. Gene Ontology annotation, cellular component: cell division site; ubiquitin ligase complex; cytosol. Bases 66 to 2306 code for a protein of 746 amino acids. Gene Ontology annotation, molecular function: ubiquitin protein ligase activity; protein binding. The transcript is spliced from 3 exons.